CGAUCUACCAGCAGAAAUAUUCGACCAGAUCAUCCACGCCUUCGUCAUCAAGGUUGGAUAUGUCGCCGCUGCUCGAGCGUGAUACGUCUGUACAACCUUCGCAAGAGGCAUCGAAGACGACCUAUUUCGAAAGCAGCCUCUCGUGAAAUCCCACAAGCGCAUGGUCAUAUAGCGCAGUGGAAAAUGACAGCGGCUACUAGGCAUGAACAUGUCAGCGAUACUGACUAGGAUGAAUCCCAAGUCUGUUCCCAACGAUUACCUGUUCCGCUACAUGGAUGCUGCAGCCGACUAUCUCAUGAGAUUCUUAGAGGAUCAGACCCAGAAACAGCAGGAUACCUACCGUUGCGCUGUAGGACAGGCGAUCUGCCUCAUACGCACAAGUGAGCGUGUCAUAUCUUGCCUCUGGAGCGAUCUGUCCGGGCUCACGCUGGCCGACACAGCAAAUCUGGAGGGAUCUGAUCCCGAGCAACUACUGGCUGCAGCGGCGGCCGUGGGCUGUAGCAGUGCUGUGCGCCAUCUCCUUCCCACUCUCACACAUCCAAUUCAGACGAGUUGGACAAUGGGGCGACCACUGACGGCUGCAGCCAUCAACGAUCAACUCGGCACAGCAGAUUUACUGUACAAACUCCCUACUGUCCACACAACGAACGAAUCCUACCUCUGGGCUACCAUAGAAUCGUGCAUGGGCAUAGAAAACGAUGACUUUAUCCCACAACUCCUCAAGUGGCUACAGACCGCGAGCGAUAUCUGUCCAGACGCUCGGCAAAAGCGAGAACUUCGCCUGUAUGCCAUAGAGACUGGAGCUGUUGAAGUGCUUCGGACCGUCGACACUCUCGGGGCCGUGUCUGCCAACUGCGGGCUCUACAGCUCCGACUUCCAAACCGCAUGCGUACACGGACAGACAGAAACUAUCAAGUACUUCACCGAGGCCGACAUAAGCGCGCAUCCUCGCUGGAAGAGGAAGCGAAUCACUUGUUUGACCCACGGACUACGUGUUACUGCUGGCUAUGGCUGGUUUGUGGCUGCACGGUAUCUCGUGUCCAAGGACGCCGACGUGAACGGUCAGUACGACGUGCAGGGUCUGUACGUCGGUACCGCUCUUGAUGCAGCGGUCUACCACAAUCGCCUUGACAUGGUGGAGCUGUUGCUUGACAGCGGCACUCGUGUGCAUGUCGACGAAGAGAGCUCGUACGGCGAGUACACGCUAUCUACAGCUCGUGAGCAAGGCAGCGAGAUGGCCAGGCUGAUCAGCGCAGCGGUCGGGCAGAAGUGGGGCAGAGAGUCUCAGGAGGGAAGGAGGAUGCAUGGUUCACGGGCUGACGAUGACGAUGAUGCGCUGACUGAUAACAUGCGAGACUUGUAUUUGCGGGGCUGACAGUAGAGCUGGUGAGCACCCCUGAGUAGUGCCUGUAGUCUGAAGAUAGCCCAAUCCCUGAAAGC
Molecule: messenger RNA, 1440 nt
Organism: Didymella exigua CBS 183.55
Lineage: Eukaryota; Fungi; Ascomycota; Dothideomycetes; Pleosporales; Didymellaceae
Exons: 2
Coding region: 209-1375 (388 amino acids)
Molecular function (GO): protein binding
Source: RefSeq, a predicted model, not a curated record